AUCUUUAGCCGGUAAAGAUCGAACUUUCUUUUUCCUGAGAGAUACAAAAGUUUGAUAUUAUCAACCAACUGGAAUAAAUACAACAAUCUUGGAAGUGUUCUUUCUUUUUGAGAUAAAACUUUGCACAAAUUAUUGCCAAAACAUGGGCUUAACGUAAAGGCAACUCCUGAAUUGGCAUAUAACUUCCAUGAAUUGAGAACACAACGAAACAAACCAAAAGAACAUAUUCCUAUUGUUCACGAAGUACAGGGCAAAAUAGAACAACAAAUUAUAUUGAGUUUAUGAACUCUAAUAAGACUGUAAAAGCUUCUCAUCAUUUAUUUGGGAAAUAUAAAGAAUAAAUUUAGAUGUGUAAAAUGGAGCCGACAACCUGCAGACUACUAAGAGAGAUAACAUAGGGAUAAGCAGUAUAUAUUCCAAAUACUUAGAAUUGAAGAGCCGAUUAUCCUUGAAGAGAGAUAUGAUAGGAAGAGUAAAUGUAAUAAGAAUAUUUGAGGUCAUCCAAUCCAAUCAUAUUUAUUAAGGAUGCCUUUUGAAGAGCCACGCCGAAUAAAGUUCGCUUGGAAAGAGAGAUCUCAAAUUUGGAAUAGAAUAAGAUCUCGCAUCCUCUGAAACUUAUUUAGAUUAGGUGGGAGUUGUGAGAUCUCACAUUGGUUGGAGAGGAGAACAUCCUCUAAAUCUUGUUUAAAUUAGGAGAGAGUUGUGAGAUCCCAAAUUAGUUGGAGAGGGAAACGAAACAUUCUUUAUAAGGGUGUGGAAACAUCUCCCCAAUGAACGUGCCUUAAAACCUUGAAGGAAAGUCCUAAAGAGAAAACCCAAAGAGGACAAUAUCUAUUAGUGGUGGGCUUAGGAUGUUCCAAAAGCAAUCUCGACGAGUUUGAUCCUAGAUAAUGUCUCAACACAAUGUAUUAACAAUUCUCCUAUCAAUUACUAGCUUCUAGCUUUUGAGAGACUUGAUGAUCUAUCUCAAAUAAUUAUUUAUUUCUUGGAGCUAACCUAACAUACUUAUCAUAAAAAAAAAAGAUCAGAAGUGUUUUUAACUAAUGAUCAUGAGACAAGUGGCAGCCAAUUCAAAUAAUAAUUACUUCAUAUCUAUGCUGUCAAUGUCAAAAAUAUAAGGGCACCAAGGCAGGCAAAGUGGAUAUUACAAGAGCCACAUUAGUUUAAACAACACCAAUCAAAAGAACCUAUGUCAUAUCUCUUUCAACCAAAUAUAUAAACGAGUUCAGGACAAAAUAAAGAGAACCACUAACUCAUUUACUGCAAAUUAUUAGAAUGAAACAUGUAAAACAAAGGAAGCCUAACUUUUACCCUUAUAAAUCCUUAAGAAAUCCUUAGGAAGCCAAAGAAAUAGAAUUAAUUGGAGUUCAUCAGCAUCCCAAGAGUGUGAUCCAUGGUAAAAAGAAAAGGGAGGAAAAAGAAAGAUUUAGGACAUUUGGGGUGACCCCACAUUUCUCCUCUCUAAAUCUCUACCGUUCAACUCAUCCUUCCCUUCUCUAUUUAUACAGACUUCCCAUUUUGUUUAGAGUCUCAAGACACUGGUGUCUUUAUUCUGCAACUAUCAUCAGCAUUACUUCACCAACUUCCUCCCGCCCGCCCCUGCUCUGCUCUGUUCUGCUCUUUUCCUAUACUUCAACAUCAUUCAUCAAUGGCUUGCUUGGAGAUUUGCAACCAGAAUUUGCAGGGUGAUGAGACUAAAGAAGAGAGGGAAAUUUGCACUCUUGAUGGGACUAUUGAUUGGCAUGGCCAACCUGCAAUCCGGUCAAAAACGGGAGGAUGGGUUGCUGGAAUCAUCAUACUCUUGAAUCAAGGUCUUGCAACUCUUGCGUUCUUUGGGGUUGGUGUGAACUUGGUGUUGUUCCUGACAAGAGUUUUGCAGCAAAACAAUGCCGAUGCAGCCAACAGUGUAAGCAAAUGGACCGGGACGGUCUACAUCUUCUCUCUUGUUGGGGCUUUCCUCAGUGAUUCGUACUGGGGAAGGUACAAAACUAGUGCCAUUUUUCAGAUCAUCUUUGUCAUUGGCCUGGUUUCACUUUCCAUAACGUCACAGCUCUUCCUGAUCAAACCAAAAGGUUGUGGGGAUGAGAACACCCCAUGCGAGUCACAUUCAAGAUUGGGGACUGCAUUGUUUUACCUCUCCAUUUACCUUAUUGCACUAGGAAACGGGGGAUAUCAACCAAAUAUUGCCACACUUGGAGCAGACCAAUUUGAUGAAGAAGACUCCACAGAGGGGCACUCAAAAGUGGCAUUCUUUAGCUACUUCUACUUGGCGCUUAACUUGGGUUCUCUCUUCUCAAACACCAUUUUAGGGUACUUUGAAGAUGGAGGACUGUGGGCUCUGGGCUUCUGGGUGUCAACUGGCUCAGCUUUUGCAGCAUUGGUUUUGUUUCUUUGUGGAACGCCAAGGUACAGGCACUUCAAGCCAAGUGGUAACCCUAUCCCAAGAUUCUGCCAAGUCAUUGUUGCUGCUGCUAAGAAAUCAACAGUCAAGAUGCCAUCAAGUGAAGAUGAACUAUACAACGUUGAUGGCAAGGACUGUUCAAUGAACCAUAGUAGAAAGAUAUUUCACACCCAUGGGUUCAAGUUUUUGGAUAGGGCUGCAUAUAUCUCAUCAAGAGAUUUGGAUAACCAAGGACAAGGUAUUGACAAUCCAUGGCGCCUCUGUCCCAUCACACAAGUGGAAGAGGUCAAGUGCAUUUUAAGAUUACUUCCUAUUUGGCUCUGCACCAUAAUAUACUCAGUGGUCUUCACUCAAAUGGCUUCCCUCUUUGUCGAGCAAGGCGCUGCCAUGAAAACUACUGUUUCAAACUUCCACAUCCCACCUGCAAGUAUGUCGAGUUUCGACAUUCUCAGUGUGGCAGUUUUCAUUUUCCUUUACCGCCGAGUCCUAGACCCACUAGCAGGAAAACUUAGAAAAUCAGAUUCUAAAGGGUUGACUGAGCUUCAGAGAAUGGGGAUUGGUCUCAUCAUAGCAGUGAUGGCAAUGGUUUCAGCAGGAAUAGUGGAGUGUUAUAGGCUAAAGUACGCCAAAGGCGAGUGCACACGCUGUGAAGGCUCGAGCUCCCUAAGCAUCUUUUGGCAGGUUCCACAAUAUGCAUUUAUAGGAGCUUCCGAGGUCUUCAUGUACGUGGGACAAUUGGAGUUCUUCAAUGCACAAACCCCAGACAGAUUGAAGAGCUUUGGUAGUGCACUUUGUAUGACAUCUAUCUCUUUGGGGAAUUAUGUCAGUAGCUUUCUGGUCACUGUCGUAAUGAAAAUAUCAACAGAGGAUCACAUGCCAGGCUGGAUUCCAGGAAACCUGAACAGAGGUCAUCUAGAUAGAUUUUACUUCCUAUUAGCUGGAUUGACAGCAAUUGACUUUGCAGUGUAUAUUCUCUGUGCUAAAUGGUACAAAUGUAUCAAAUUGGAGGGCAAGUGUGAAGAAAGUGAAGACCAGGAGCACAUCAAGGUUUGAUUUGAAGAAAUAUAAACAAGAGCGAGACCGGUUUGAUGCAUAUUUUCUCAGUUUGUGUUAGAAUAAAAGGAAUGGGGCCUAAAGUGUCAGAAGCCUAUUAUUGGCUCAACUCUUAACACCCAAUUCUUUCCGCUUUCUACAACAUCUGACCAAAUAAUUUCAAGUCAUGUUAAGAGCAAGGAUGGCGUGUAAUGACCUGAAGAUUUCUUGUGCAAGACCUUCCAUGUUUUACCUUGUAAAGCGAAGUAUUCACUAGAGGACUUUGACUUCUUUUUUCCUUUUGCUCUUUUGUUUUUCCUUUUCUAUGAGGGGAAGCUAGUCUGGAAAAUCACUCAGCCAUCAUUUUCUAUCUAUCAACUAGUGCAUGAAAAUAAAGCACUCUCCUUUGCCUUCUUAAAUUGGUAUGACGAAAAAAAAUUAAGCAAGGUAAGAUAACCACACCUUCUGGUGCUUCCACCUUGUUUGUUCUAAUUUAUAUAUCUCAUCGCAUGUCCUCCUAG
Messenger RNA from Cucurbita pepo subsp. pepo (vegetable marrow), 3954 nucleotides. RefSeq names its product protein NRT1/ PTR FAMILY 7.3. Gene Ontology annotation, biological process: transmembrane transport. The record is from RefSeq and is a predicted model, not a curated record. Gene Ontology annotation, molecular function: transmembrane transporter activity. NCBI's taxonomy places the organism in Eukaryota, Viridiplantae, Streptophyta, Magnoliopsida, Cucurbitales, Cucurbitaceae. Gene Ontology annotation, cellular component: membrane.